This is a messenger RNA of Annulohypoxylon maeteangense, 2835 nucleotides long. RefSeq names its product FMN-linked oxidoreductase. NCBI's taxonomy places the organism in Eukaryota, Fungi, Ascomycota, Sordariomycetes, Xylariales, Hypoxylaceae. Gene Ontology annotation, biological process: tRNA processing. The transcript has 3 exons. Bases 243 to 2456 code for a protein of 737 amino acids. Gene Ontology annotation, molecular function: RNA binding; flavin adenine dinucleotide binding; tRNA dihydrouridine synthase activity. The record is from RefSeq and is a predicted model, not a curated record.
GAUGGAUGAGAACAUUGAGAAGUUCUAAGUUUGAUAGGGCGUCUGAUAGGUACAAGAUAGCUUUAUGGCGGGGCAGUUGCUAAUUUAAGCGCGGGGCUCUACGCAAUAAGGUACGUACCUGCCUAUCAACGCUCUUUCUAGAUGCGCUAGACGGAGUACAAAUUGCAGCUUGGCUGUAUGAAAAGAAAAAUUCACCAAGCAAAAACCCAGAAAUUUUAUAUAUUUGGAAUUGAUUGCCCAAAAUGGCGGAUGGUAAUAUCUCUGAGGAUAUUAAAGCAACAGAAGCUCUACAUUCUGUAGAAAAGUCGCUCAAACAUACAUCCACUACCGAACCACAUGUUGAAAACUCAUCAGACAUCGUCAUGGCUGACGGACCCGCGUCUAAGAGACAAAAGCUCGACCACCAAGAGGCGAAACAGGAAACCCGACAAUCACAACUAAAAGACAGGGUUCGAGGUGUUGCGCCUGUGAAAGCUGAAUAUCUAGUUUCAUCCGAUGAACCAGUCAAGAUCGUGGAUUAUGAUGCGGCAGAAGCCGGGACAACUAUAGAUGACAGAGACGGCGGCAAGACAGAUGACCGAGAUGGUGGCGGUAAAAGAGGCAAGAAUCGAAAGAAGCAAGGUGGUCAAAAUCAGAAUCGCAACUACGGCCAUUUUGAAGAUGCUAUACGCCUAUGCAACAGUGUCACCUACAGCAACGAGUUCUCGCCCAAGACAUGUAAAUUCGGCGAGAGGUGUAAUAUGUGUCAUGACCUACGCAAGUAUCUCAAAGAGGGCCGACGUGAAGACAUAGACACCCUAGACGGCAAGUGUCCCGUUUUUGAGAAAUACGGUAGAUGUACUGCCGGUUGGAAGUGCCGAUUUGUAAAGAGCCACUCGGAAGAAAUCGAACGAGAGGAUGGUCGAAAAGAGCUUAUUCUUCAGAACUCUGAUGCUAUGGACACCAACGAGGACCCUGAUCAGAGGCCAGGUGUUGUAAAUGUCGUGUCGACCGAUACCAAGUGGGAUCUGGCCAGAAGAAAGGUCAAUUUUGACAAGUCUGAACCGUAUAUCAAGUGGUUGGAAAAGGACACGGAUAUCACAAGAAAAUUCCACCACGCCAAGGAUCAAGGAAGUGAGGAAGCAAACGCUAUUAACAGAGAAGAAAUCAGAGCUCAGUUUAUUGAUCCGCCGCUCAAGCCGUCGGAGAAGAGGAAGAUCUACUUCGGAAGGGAGACGCCAGUCCUAGCACCCCUAACUACACAAGGAAAUCUACCAUUUCGACGACUAUGUGUGGAACUUGGAGCUCAAGUCACCUAUUCGGAGAUGGCUAUGGGUAUGCCACUUGUCCAGGGACAAAAAGGGGAAUGGGCACUUAUGAAGGCCCAUGAAUCGGAGAUUACUCCCCCACGGUUCACGACUGGCAGAGAUACGGUGGUAAAGGGUUACGACAAUGCGAAGGAUCUCAAGUUCGGUGCUCAGAUCUCGGGUAACCAGCCGUGGGUGGUGAUGAAAACGACUGAAGCUUUAACUCGAUUCCUCCCGCAUCUCCGAGUGGUUGACCUGAAUUGCGGAUGUCCCAUCGAUCUAGUCUACAAGGCGGGUGCUGGUUCUGGUCUUCUUGAUACACCUAGUAAGCUAGAGAAAAUGGUUCGAGGCAUGAACGUUGUCUCUGGAGAAGUACCUAUCACAGCCAAGCUACGAACUGGUGUCCGAGAUGACAAGGCAACAGCAGACAAGCUUAUUGAGAGGCUUGCUUUUGGUGGAUCGGACACACGUAGUAGAUUAGGAGCCCCUGGGUGUGCAGCAAUCACAUUGCACGGGCGAAGCAGACAGCAGCGAUACACCAAGAGCGCUAACUGGUCCUACAUUGCUGAAUGCUCGGCCUUAAUCAAGUCGUAUAAGGACAAGAAGGACGAGCUGACGGAUACUGCUAACGAAGCUGACCAGAGCACCCAGGCGAAUACCUCCGACGAAAAGAUCUACUUCCUCGGAAACGGUGAUUGCUAUUCCCACGUGGAUUACUUCGACCAUGUCGACAACGCCGGUGUUGAUACUGUCAUGAUCGCGCGAGGCGCUAUGGUCAAGCCGUGGCUCUUCGAAGAGAUCGAGAAGGGGCAAUAUCUAGAUAAGUCGGCAUCUGAACGACUAGGCUAUAUCGAAAAGUUCGUACGUUACGGAUUGGAAGCUUGGGGAUCGGACGAGAUGGGGUUGGGUUUCACGAGACGAUUCUUAUUGGAGUGGUUAAGCUUUACUCACCGUUACGUUCCGAUUGGCAUCCUGGAACAUCUACCUCCUAGCCUCAACGAUCGACCACCGAGAUAUCAAGGACGGAACGAUCUCGAGACUCUUCUUGCCAGUGAUCAUUACAAAGACUGGCUUAAAAUUAGCGAGAUGUUCCUUGGCCCUGCUCAUCCAAGUUUCAAAUUCCAACCGAAGCAUAAAUCCAACAGUUACGAGAUUGAGGCUGAGGGAUAAGUGGCCAUCUAUAUCUAGGGCCGAUGUACUUUUGUCAUCCGAUAGGUCCGUGAUGGUUGGCUCCGAGGACAGAUGUCUGCUCUGUAGCUUUGCUGGUAGAUAAACACAACUCGUGGCAACACAAAUAAACCGAAUGCGAAUGACUCAUCGAUGCUAGUUUGGUGAAUGAAACAUAUUAUAGUCCACGCAAUCCUAAUGACCUGAUAUUGCAACAGGACAGAUUGCAGGAUCCUAUUAAGCCAGACUAUCAGGCGGAGUGUGUUUGAAGGCCAAGCUCCGAAUCUUCAAGGUUGUUGGACGAAAAGGCUAUGGUUGUUACGCGGUUACAAUCGUGAUGAUAUCCAAAAUGUUAGGUAUUUCUAUUGAAUGAAAUAUAGAA